CGAAAAGAACAAAAAGGUUGGCAGAGCACCUACCUGCCUUUGGUUCCCUUACUUUCCACCUUGGCUGUUGGUCGCAUCUAUAGUACACCAUGAUAGGAGAUCCGCAAUAUGCUUGGCCUUUGCCUUUGCCUGUUCAUCAUAAUAGGUUGAUGCAAGUCGAGGCAGCGACGAGUGUCGACGAGGUCGCCGUAAAAGUAACACUUAAUGACAUUCACCGCCGGUUUACUCUGGCUGAAGCGAAUCAUACUGAACUCUUGAAAACUGUCCGGUCUUUGUUCGGUUUGGCUAAAAGCGAAAGUUUGCACCUGUGGUGGGUCGAUGAAGAUGGUGACAACUGCUGCUUGGACCAUGAAGCGGAGCUUAUUGAAGCUGUGCGAUGGGCGCGAAAUAACUGUAAUGGGCUCCUAAAAGUCAGAGGUCGAUUCGGAAGCGACAGUGGCCCACAUGCAUCCUUCAAUCGGUCUGUCAAACCAGCUUUCAACGACUACUAUGACACGUCUUCUUCUUCUGGAACCGAUGAAUACGAAAAUGAUUGCGGUUCCGCCAUGUACGAGUCCGAAUCUGAAUACGAUUCAGUAAAUGCGUACCCGUACGUGCGAGCUGAGCAUUUGGACGAUGUGUACAAUGAUGCGUCCUCCGACACCGAGACCGAGGAGCCUUCUACACCCAUCGGUGCGGUGGCCUACUAUACGCCCAUUGCCAGCCUUCCCGGUGUGCUCCUCCGAGAACUUGAAGACCGCGAAAUGGAAGAAGGCCUUCUGGGCCGUCCGGACUUCACCAUCGCCACCAGCAUUUUUGCAGAUGACGCCCUUUCUUGGCACCAAACAUCUUCUACGCAAUAUGAACCGGCUGACACCAAACAGAUGGGAACUCAAAUCGCCCCCAAAAUGUCGGAACAAUGCAUUCAAACUGAUCUGAUCAGUUUCACUCAAACGGCACGUCCUUCAGUCACAACUCAAUCCGUUCAAACUGUCAUCAUAACCAAAACUGCAUGCACGUCGACUCCAGCUCCUACAUUUACGGCCUCAAGCACUCAAUGUGAUGCCGCCGAAACAACUACGACUAUAGUCCAGCGUUCCCCAACAACUAGCGCCUCGUCAACUCAAACAACUCCAGAAACAAAUGAAUCAUCUACCCGACCAGCCCCGAAAUCAACAUCCACAUCCACUCAAUCCAGCUCUACUGAAACAACAGAUUCAUACACUCAAUACGACUCAACCUCGGUAGAUGUGCGAUCUGGGCCUGACGGUGACGAGAGUAGUCAACAAAAGCGCUUCAAAGCAGUUGGGUUCUCCCAUGCGGUUAGCAUCCCCAUUGUUGAGGAGCAUGAGGAGGGUGAGGUAGAGGAUGAGACGGAGAGGCCGGGAAGUCCUUACCCCCAUGAAGAAUCCGAUGAAGAGGGCGAUGCGUUGUUGAACGACGAGAGAGAUGGCGAGCCGGAGGCGGAGGAGGAAGAGGAGAGUGAGAGGGUCAAGGUUAAUAAUGCCAUAGAUGCCCUUCAAAGUCCCGGAGACUUUGUGCUUGUGUGAUGACUUGGAUAGAUAUUAUGUAGAUUGCGUCACUUUCGGUCUAUGGGCCACGUACAUUUUGUAUACAAUAACUGUAAGCUUUAUUCAAUUGCAAAACUAGCUCAC
Molecule: messenger RNA, 1634 nt
Organism: Spizellomyces punctatus DAOM BR117
Lineage: Eukaryota; Fungi; Chytridiomycota; Chytridiomycetes; Spizellomycetales; Spizellomycetaceae
Exons: 2
Coding region: 90-1529 (479 amino acids)
Source: RefSeq, a predicted model, not a curated record